AUGAACGGCACCUUUCCUCCCUCCACCUUCAACAACUCCUCCUCCACAUCGCCCUCUCCUGCCCCAUCCUCACCGUCCCUCGACCAUGCCUCCCCAUCCUCCCCGGCCUACCCCCAAUACGAGGACUUCUACGAGUACGACUACAACUUCAACUUCACGGACGAGCAGUGGGGGGUCGUACGGCAGCUCAACCUCUACUACGUGCCUCUGCUCAUCGUCGUGGGCUUCGUGGGUAACCUGCUCUCGUGUGUCGUCUUCCUCAACACCCGGCUUCGCAUGAGGUCCUCGAGUUACUACCUGGCUGCCCUGGCGGUGGCGGACGUGACUUACCUGUUCAUUCUGUUCCUGGUGUGGCUGGACAUGCUCGGCUUCAACACCUUUAACGUCAAUGUCAUGUGUCAGCUCGAGAUCUACCUUGGGUCUGUGUCGAGUUCCUUGAGUGUGUGGCUGACGGUGGCCUUCACGGUGGAGCGGUUCAUCGCGGUGCAGUACCCCCUCCAGCGGCCCACCGUCUGCACCGUGCACCGCGCCAAGAACGUCAUCCUCACCCUGACCGGCUUCAGCGUCACCGUCCACCUCUACGUCUUCGUCACCGCCGGCGUUAUUGUCCACCUCGACGAUGGCGGAGUUGCCAUCACGGAGUGCAACCUUCGCAUGGACUACCGUGGGCUCAUGAACGUCAUCAACUGGAUCGACACGCUGCUGACGCUGGUGAUUCCCUUCAUCAUGAUCGUCGUUAUGAACACUCUCAUCGCGCGGCAGCUCAUAAGGUUUUCGAAGAGGUAUCGCAACAGAGAUGAUAUCUUCCACCUACAGGAGGUCAACGGAGGUCAAGCCAACGGACAUAAGUCCGGGGGCACCAGCAGUCACAGCCAAAGCGGGCGGGGGGGAGCUGGGCCCUGCCAUAGCGCGUCCUCCGGGGCGGGGCGCGGGGCAGCCGGCAGACCACCGCCCCCAUCCUCGUCCUCUUCCACCACCAAGAACAACAACAACCUCAAGAUGGCGACCCCCUUCGCCUCCUCCGCCGCCACAGUCCUGUCGUACACCAGUAAGAACCCUCGCAGCAUCCUGUCCACUCGCACUCAGUACUCGAUCACCAAGAUGCUGCUUCUCAUCUCCACCGUGUUCAUCAUCCUCAACUUGCCCAGCCACGUGAUCCGGGUGCACGCCUUCCUCAGCAGCCUGUGGGGCAGCGAGCAGGAGGCGGACGAGGUCACCAUGUGGAACCUGCAGCAGCUCUUCAUGCAGCUGCAGUACACCCACUUCAGUAUCAACUUUGUUUUCUACUCUACCUGCGGCGCCACCUUCAGGAAGUGUCUCUUCCAGCUGCUGCCCACACGGCUUCGCACCUGCUGCCGCAGGAGUCCCAACUCUCAGCGGUACCAGUAG
This is a messenger RNA of Eriocheir sinensis (Chinese mitten crab), 1389 nucleotides long. Its product is annotated as thyrotropin-releasing hormone receptor-like. Gene Ontology annotation, cellular component: plasma membrane. Gene Ontology annotation, biological process: G protein-coupled receptor signaling pathway. Gene Ontology annotation, molecular function: G protein-coupled receptor activity. The record is from RefSeq and is a predicted model, not a curated record. The transcript has 7 exons. The coding region runs from base 1 to 1389 and encodes 462 amino acids. NCBI's taxonomy places the organism in Eukaryota, Metazoa, Arthropoda, Malacostraca, Decapoda, Varunidae.